This is a messenger RNA of Rattus norvegicus (Norway rat), 3443 nucleotides long. RefSeq names its product neuropeptides B and W receptor 1 (gene Npbwr1). Gene Ontology annotation, biological process: G protein-coupled receptor signaling pathway; G protein-coupled opioid receptor signaling pathway. Bases 108 to 1097 code for a protein of 329 amino acids. The record is from RefSeq and is marked validated. NCBI's taxonomy places the organism in Eukaryota, Metazoa, Chordata, Mammalia, Rodentia, Muridae. Gene Ontology annotation, cellular component: membrane; plasma membrane. The transcript has a single exon. Gene Ontology annotation, molecular function: neuropeptide receptor activity; G protein-coupled opioid receptor activity; G protein-coupled receptor activity.
CAGUGCCUGGGUGCAGAUCCCUGUAAACGCGGGCUCACAGACCCCUUAUUCCCGCGGGCCUGCUGAGUGGAAUCGGGGUGUUCGCCAAUUCUCCUGCUGUCUCCAAGAUGCACAACUUGUCGCUCUUCGAGCCUGGCAGGGGCAAUGUGUCUUGCGGCGGCCCAUUUUUGGGCUGUCCUAACGAGUCGAACCCAGCGCCUCUGCCACUGCCGCAGCCUCUGGCGGUAGCAGUGCCUGUGGUCUACGGGGUGAUCUGCGCGGUGGGACUGGCGGGCAACUCCGCGGUGCUGUACGUACUGCUGCGCACGCCGCGCAUGAAGACUGUUACCAACGUGUUCAUUCUCAACCUGGCUAUCGCGGACGAGCUCUUCACCCUCGUGCUGCCCAUCAACAUCGCGGACUUCCUGCUGAGGCGCUGGCCCUUCGGGGAAGUCAUGUGCAAGCUCAUCGUGGCUGUCGACCAGUACAACACUUUCUCUAGCCUCUACUUCCUCGCCGUCAUGAGCGCAGACCGCUACCUGGUUGUCCUGGCCACAGCCGAGUCGCGCCGGGUGUCCGGGCGCACUUAUGGUGCAGCGCGGGCUGUCAGUCUGGCGGUGUGGGCGCUGGUGACAUUGGUCGUGCUGCCUUUUGCGGUAUUCGCCCGGCUGGACGAAGAGCAGGGUCGGCGUCAGUGCGUGCUGGUCUUCCCGCAGCCUGAGGCCUUCUGGUGGCGCGCCAGCCGUCUGUACACUCUAGUGUUGGGCUUCGCCAUCCCGGUGUCCACCAUCUGCGCCCUCUAUAUCACCCUGUUGUGCCGACUGCGUGCUAUCCAGCUAGACAGCCACGCCAAGGCCCUGGACCGUGCCAAGAAGCGCGUGACCUUGUUGGUGGUGGCGAUUCUGGCUGUGUGCCUCCUCUGCUGGACACCGUACCACCUGAGCACCAUAGUGGCGCUCACCACCGACCUCCCGCAAACACCGUUGGUCAUCGGCAUCUCUUACUUCAUCACCAGUCUGAGCUAUGCCAACAGCUGCCUCAACCCUUUCCUCUAUGCCUUCCUGGACGACAGCUUCCGCAGGAGCCUGCGGCAGCUGGUGUCAUGCCGCACAGCCUGAUGCCCUUUCGUCCUGAGGCUGCACUGUCAGCUGGGUUCAGGGUACCCCCUCCCCCCUCGGGGGUGCGGUUCCCAAGCGCAGCCCCUUCCAGGCAUUCGGUACCCCAGGUCCUACCCAGGACUGAACGGAGAUUUGCCCAGCCCCGAGCUGAGGCUGGUACAUAGCAUAUCUGAGGACAGCUUGGGGUCGGGGCACUUGACUCUUUUCUCCCUACAGCUAAGGGCAGAGCUUGACACCAGAACUUAGGGUGAGUGGUGGGGCGGUGUUGUUGGAACAUGAUUCUAACUCUCCCUCUAUUUCCCUGUGAGUAGGCUGCUCCCAGGAUGUCCGAGGCAUUUCUCUCUCAGGUGCCUCAGUGUUAGCCUGUGUAUUUUGCUUCUUUGCUUUCUACCACGGACGCCAGUGCUUUUGACCUCGCUGGUGUCUGGUGCUGGUAAAUAACUUGGCCUGACCCUUCUUAGGUGCACUCUAACUGCCUGGGAACACGGCGAAGGCCAUGCCUCAUUAGAGGUGUAUGAGUGGUGGUGGGGUGGUGAUGGUGGUGAUGGUGGUGGUGGGGGUGGUGAAGGGGCUAGAACUCGGCUAUGACUGACAAAAAUAGAGAUAACCACUCACUCUGUAUACUCCACAACUGGUGUCAUGCCGUACAGCCUGAUACCCCUUCAAAUAAUUGCUUUUCUAUUUUGGAUCCAUAUCGCCCUCAACAGAGACAUCACCAGAGAGCGAGGUUCCAGCGCCCUCUAGAGGAGUCAGGUGUCCAGAGAGUUUCUGAGCUUUUUUUUUUCCGGGGGCGGGGGAUGCACCAACCAACUGAUCUUCUUAUCUUGGUCCUUUCUGCAAAAUAGACCAAAGUUUCCUUCCUGCUUCAUAGUCUUCACUGGCUUCCCAUAUGACUCGGGUCACUUCCUUGUAAUUGUUAGUGUGUACAGUUUUUCAGGAGCAAGAACUCUGUAAAUAAUACAUAUAGCUUAAUCUCACAGGCUACUCAAUUUAGAGGAUUAUAAAAAAUAAAAGAUGAGACCUGUUCCGACUCUGGUUCCCCUUCCCUCAAUAUUCUUCCAGGAUCUCCCUUCAGUGAGAUCCCGCCUUGGGAACCGCUUUGUAUUCCUAGCCUUUUCUUGUCUGGACACUUGGCUGUGUUCUAACCAGAAGGAACUGCUAAGUUUUGUCCAAUUCUAGAGGAUAGCCGCUGAAUGCCUGGUGAACAUGUGUUUCUGAUUACACACAGAUCAGUCCGCACCUACCUUUAUCUCUUUAAUCGCUACCUAUGGAAGACACGCUUGGAGGAGGAAUCUCCAAUUCGCAACACAGACAGGAGGCCUGGAAUAGCCAGACUCACCAACGAUUGCAUGUUUUAAAUGAUAUGUUUACAAUGACCCCCAGGAAGAAAUGAUAUGAUUUUCAAGUUUCUUUUCCUAUGGGAAAGUUUGGUUUUAUGUGGAACCAUGGUGUUAGUAGAUUUUGUUUAUCUAGUUUGGCAUGUAAGCCAAUUUCUCAGUUAUUUACAGUCAACGUCCCCUUCAAAAAUAUGUGGGAGGGAAAUACUCUCUCUUACAAGAGGAAGGAUAAGCUUCUCUCUGAUUUUGGCGUAUGAGAAUUGGCUCCUUAGCUGUCAGAGUUGUGGGAAGAUUGAGAUAAUUUUCAAGUAUAAAUAGAGAAAGUUAAUCUAGAGGUUUGAAGUUAGGGUUUUAAAAUUGAGCAACUGGCGGGUUGACCAGGGCGACGGAUAAAGAUGGACACAGUGGCACUUUGACUACAGACGCAGCUAAACACUGUCACAUUAAUUGGAAACACAGUCUUCACACAUACAGCAACAGCACAGACCAGAGGAAGGUCCUGGUAGUUUUCUGUCUGUCAUAUCACCACUGCUAGAGAUGGGUUUAUGUCUGUUUUGUAGUCUCUGGAUGCUGCCAGAAAAACACAGGGAGAGAUAUAACUGUGUCCAUCACAGUGCAGCACAGACUGGCAGUUUAGUUUGCACAAAGAGGAGUAAAUAUCAGUGUUACACUAGCUUACUAAGCCCAUGGUGAUCACUGUAUCACCUACAGGCUGUCACCUUUCUGUGAGCAUUUGGGCAGUAUGCCAUAUACAUAACCUUUUCUCUCUUGAAUAGUGCAUAGAAUAAAUAAACAGGAGUAAAAUUAUAAGUCCAUGAUUCUUACAGUCUUUGUGUAAACUAUUUUGUUUGGCUUUACAAUUUCUAAUAUCUAAAAGAGUGGAUUUGGUUUUACUUACUUUAGUAUAAUUGCAUAAUGUGGUGUUUAUGCUUUCUAAAGAAAUGCAGGAAUUUGCUAACUGAUUGCAGAAGAUCUCAGUCUAAAAUAAAAGCUGAAACAUUCUGUGUGA